Dipodomys ordii (Ord's kangaroo rat) is the source of this 816-nucleotide messenger RNA. RefSeq names its product spidroin-2-like. The transcript has 2 exons. Lineage: Eukaryota; Metazoa; Chordata; Mammalia; Rodentia; Heteromyidae. The record is from RefSeq and is a predicted model, not a curated record. Bases 1 to 807 code for a protein of 268 amino acids.
AUGGCAGUGUCAGUUCCUGUAGCACAAGGGGAGGACCCCCCCCAGGGGCUGGGUCGGACCUACCCUGUCCCAGAGGGUGCAGCCAGCUCAAACCCCAGAGCAGAGACAGCUAGUGCUGCCCAAAGACUAGGGUGUGCACGAGGGCGGGGCGUGGACUACACUUCCCGAAAUGCCUCGGGAAGGGGUGGGGUUUGGGAGCGGCCGCCAGGCCCUGGCCAGGCGUGCGCAGGGGUUCUUGGGAGUGGCGAGGCGGGGCCUCGCGGCUGUCAGCUGUGGCCCGGGGGCGCCCGGGCGGGGUGGCGGUGGCCAUUGGCCCAGAGGCGGUCCAGGGUGGGGUCUCGGUGCGCCGCUUCCAGCUGGGCCGGGCGAGUCGAGGCGUCCGCGGGCCGGGGCGACCCGGGCAGGGAUGCAUCGAACCGGCGUGGCCAUGGCAGAGGCGCCACUGAAAGUGUGCAUCGUGGGCUCGGGGAACUGGGCAAUGAUGAGGACCCCAAGGGGCUGAAGAUCAACUCCAACAUCAUCCUUGAGAAGAUGGGCAUCAACAUCAGUGUGCUGAUGGGUGCCAAUAUAGCCAGCGAGGUGGCUGGCAAGAAGUUCUAUGAGACCACCAUCAGUGAACCACCCAGGGGAGACAUGGAGGUCUCUCCUGCGUGUUCCCCUCCCUCCUUGCUCUCCCCUGUGCUGCUAGAGUGGAACCCAGGGCUUGGCGCAUGCUCCACCCCAGAGCUGCCCCAGCCUGUUCCCCAUACUGUCUGUGGUGGGCCUGGGGGUGGGCGGGUUAUGUGCAGAACCAUUCUGUGCCUCUGAAGUGGUCCA